CCGGCGAAACUCUAUAAGGGGUUGUCCAUGUGCUCGUGGUGCGGGCUGCUUUAUCUCGUGUCGCCGGUUUCAAGUUUUACGACGGUGCAGUUUGUAUUUUUGUGCAAGCUAGAAGGACGAACUUCAAGUGUUUUUCUGUGGCAGUUCAACGAUGUCAAACCCGCUGCCCACUGAGAUUCACGACUUGCAAGAGCUUCGUGAUCACAGGAAGCCCAGCGUGUACAAACACUAUAUUGCAGCAGCCAUAGACUUACUCGCAGGAACAGCAGGUGGAGCUGCCAACGUUGCAGUCGGACAGCCACUCGACACGGUCAAAGUGAAAAUGCAGACGUUUCCAGAAAUUUACCCUGGAAGCUGGACCUGCUUCCGGAAAACAUUGUCCCAAGACGGAGUCCGAGGACUGUACGCCGGUACGGUGCCAGCCUUAGUUGCCAACAUUGCAGAGAACUCUGUGCUUUUCUGUGCAUACGGUGUGUGUCAGAAGGCAGUGCAGUAUGCGGUACAGAAACAGAAAGUUGAAGACCUCAACCCGUUGGACAAUGCCACGGCGGGAUUCCUCGCCGCGUUUUUUUCUUCACUCACGCUGUGUCCGACGGAACUUGUCAAGUGCAAGUUACAGGCGCUGAGAGAGAUGGCGCAGCUUGGAGGAAAGACAAAAUAUGAUAAAAUCGGCACCUGGAAGAUGACGAAGGACAUCUUCCGCGCAGAGGGUCUCACGGGAUUCUUUCGGGGGCUGACGGCAACCAUCGCACGUGAGAUGCCCGGGUACUUCUGCUUUUUCGGAGGUUACGAAUUGUCUCGUACGCUUCUCACACCACCUGGCAAAACGAAAGAAGACAUUGGUGUUGUGAGAACUAUCAUCAGUGGAGGCAUAGGGGGCACGUGCCUGUGGGUAGUCAUAUUUCCCGCAGACGUGGUCAAGUCCCGGAUUCAGAUAUCGGGAUCCAGGGAGUCUGCUAUCGCAGUCACGAAGGAGAUUGUUCGAAAGGAAGGAUGGAGAGCUUUGUACAACGGCUUGGGACCAACUGUAAUAAGAACAUUCCCUUCUACCGGAGCACUCUUUCUAGCAUAUGAAUACACCAGAAAGGUUUUGAACUCUGCUGCUGGAAUAGAUUGACCUCAUACGGAGUAGGUAGGAAUUAUGAAUAUAUAGUGUUAGUCGAAAAUACCCUUUCCAUCGAUACUUCAUUCUGCACAUGUUAGAGCAUAACUAUGGGCCUUGCACGGCGGUACAGUUUUCAAUUUGUACAAUAAUUUUUUUAUCGUUGCUUAGGUAACUCAACUCAACAGUCUGAAGAUUUGUAAGAGUAAACACAAUUUUUCUGCGAUGAACAAGGACAACUAGAGUUGUAUUUAAGGAGUUAGAAAGCCACUACUGCAUUUUAUGCGACUUGUACAACAUAUUUUAGACCGGUGUAUUUGUGAUGCCUUAGUAUGUGGGACACAACAGGUGUGAAUGACACCUUUACCCUAUCAUUGUGCAGUGUACCAUUGUGCACCUCCGGACACUUGUAUAAGUGUCAGACCAAAAAGAUGUUAUGAGCUCUUGGCCCAGCCAAGACAAAACAUUUUGUGCUGUUUUUGUGGUGGGUUUUUCUGGUCAGUAAUUUUCUCCAAAUACGUAUCUCACUUUUGCCUCGAGAUCUCUCGGCCACGUGUGGAAAAGGUCAGGUGGACAAAAUUAAUAGACUCGCUGACCACUGUGAAGUCUCUCAUAAUUUAUAGUUGUCUCAGAAUGUGAAACCACGAGUCAUUUUCAUCGUUACACUUACAUUUCUGCUUUAGCGCUAUAGAAUGGGGAUGAGCACGUGAUUUGACGAUGCUGUCAUGCCUCGUUAAUAUAGGCAUCUCCACUUAUUGACAAGUUCUCGGGGCUUCUUUUAAAUGUAAUUUUCGGUCACUAAUAUGAUUUGGCGCUGCAUUUAAAAAAUCUGGAAGACAGGCCUUCCACAUACCUUCGGAUUAGUCAGGUUUCUCCUGUACACAAGUGCAGUGGACUUUAUACGUGCCAUUCCGCAUCAGUUGAGAAAGGCGUAGAGUCAGUACAUUAAUAUCUGAGGUUUCUAACAAUGAGUGCCUGGCGGAAUGAAAAGCAGGCUUACGUCAAAGUAUUCUGUGCUUCCUGCCCUAAAAUUCUUCCCCUUUCGACUCACGAUUUGCAUCACCUGCUUCCCCCAUCAUUACAUAUCAAUAUUCCAUCAGGAGUACAGAGGGCAAGCCACUUUUCACUUUCACGUGAGAUUUCGUUGUUAUUGGUGGCUUUAACUGUGGUUAUGUGCCUGUAUUAAUGAGGCAUGGCUGUAUCGUAUGAGCAAACGGUUGAUUAUACACUUGUUGAAAGUUCAUACUGCUUUCCAUUGUAGCAUUACUGUUGUGCGUGUUGUGUGCACAAGUUUUGGAUGUUCGUCAAAGAAAGCUGCGAGUAUUUUCGCAUUUAAGCGCAGCCAUACAACAUACACUUGUAACAUGACACCAUUUCUACAGUUGUUAGAGAAGCAUCUUUCCUGAGACUGGAAAUCUUUGUACGUGCCAUGUUAAAUACGAAGUGGAGCAAAAGGAAACUUUACUCAAGGUUGAUUUAUUUUUGUUUUACAACACCAUAAGUUAUGUUGUCACAGCCACACAUGCAUUUUUAACACGCUGGAAAUGUCCUGAAAAGAGGAAACAAUUGCCGAGAAUUACCAUCGAUAAUGUGUCCCGUUAAGAAAACAACGAAUUUAGAAAGUUAAUAACGAGCUGAAUAAAUACACUGCACCUGUA
Messenger RNA from Ornithodoros turicata, 2760 nucleotides. Its product is annotated as mitochondrial ornithine transporter 1-like. Gene Ontology annotation, molecular function: L-ornithine transmembrane transporter activity. Gene Ontology annotation, cellular component: mitochondrion. The record is from RefSeq and is a predicted model, not a curated record. Gene Ontology annotation, biological process: mitochondrial L-ornithine transmembrane transport. The transcript has 6 exons. Bases 152 to 1117 code for a protein of 321 amino acids. NCBI's taxonomy places the organism in Eukaryota, Metazoa, Arthropoda, Arachnida, Ixodida, Argasidae.